AUGUGUUUCAGAUGGGAAUAUGAAAUCGACUGGAUGGCAAUGAAUGGUAUCAACAUAGCAUAUGCUACUACUCCACAAGAGUAUGUGUGGAAGAAAGUUUUCCUUCAGCUUGGAUUUAAUGAAACAGAAUUAAACGAUUAUUUCACUGGUCCAGCCUAUCUAGCUUGGAAUCGAAUGGGUAAUUUGCAAAAGCAUGGAGGUCCAUUGUCUUCAUACUGGUUGGAACAACAAUUUAUUUUAUCAAAACAAAUACUCAGUCGAUUUGUUGAUCUAGGCAUCAUACCAGUGUUACCAGCUUUCAGCGGAUUUAUGCCCAAAACUGCACCAGUGUAUGUAUAA
Molecule: messenger RNA, 339 nt
Organism: Didymodactylos carnosus
Lineage: Eukaryota; Metazoa; Rotifera; Eurotatoria; Philodinida; Philodinidae
Source: the annotation of a GenBank genome assembly